AUGCCCGCCUAUCGCAAGGGAGAAAGCGUCCGCUACAAGCCCGUCGGCGGCCGUGAAUCGCACACCUCUGAGACCGUCGGCGUCAUCCGCGACGUCAGCACGCACGACACCAGCUUGACAGGCCGUAAUGUGGCUGCCUCGGCGGAUGAGCCGCGCUACGAGAUUGAAAACGAGAGAACUCACAAGAGAUCCGCUAUCAAGGAGGCUAACAUCCUUGGCCCGGCUGAGUAG
Messenger RNA from Penicillium lagena, 231 nucleotides. RefSeq names its product hypervirulence associated TUDOR domain-containing protein. Bases 1 to 231 code for a protein of 76 amino acids. The record is from RefSeq and is a predicted model, not a curated record. NCBI's taxonomy places the organism in Eukaryota, Fungi, Ascomycota, Eurotiomycetes, Eurotiales, Aspergillaceae. The transcript has 3 exons.